Aaosphaeria arxii CBS 175.79 is the source of this 3720-nucleotide messenger RNA. RefSeq lists its product as uncharacterized. Lineage: Eukaryota; Fungi; Ascomycota; Dothideomycetes; Pleosporales. The record is from RefSeq and is a predicted model, not a curated record. Gene Ontology annotation, cellular component: cytoplasm; fungal-type vacuole membrane. The transcript is spliced from 3 exons. The coding region runs from base 126 to 3683 and encodes 1185 amino acids. Gene Ontology annotation, biological process: vesicle-mediated transport; endosomal vesicle fusion; autophagy.
CUCAACAGGUACGAGCACACUCGUGUGUACACAACUUCCUGUUCUACCGACAAUCGACCCUAGGAUGAUCGGGAACCUGUCGUGCUGCUGAAAGGCAGUUAUGGCGAUUACGGCGAUUCAACGAUAUGUCAGAAGCAUCGUCGUCAAUCAUGCCGCAGAGGCGCCCACCUCAAGACGGUGCCUACGUGCUUCGCCGCCUCGUUUCCGACUUACCUCUCUCUGCUGAUGGCCAGUCGACAGACGUAAACAUUACCUGUGUGGAAGUAUGGAAUAACAACCUCUACGUUGGUACCUCUGCCGCUGAGAUCCUCCACUUCGUACUGUUACCACCCGAACCCAAUGCUUCCUCGAACGAGCCCACCGCCAUUAUAGCCUCUAGGCUCGAACCUCCAUACUCCAAUAAUAUCGGUGUCGGCGUUCAACAGAUCCUCUUACUACCAAAAGUCAAUAAGGCUUGUAUCCUCUGCAACAACACUCUGACCUUCUAUUCUCUGCCCGAACUUAGCCCCGAUUCAAGCACCAAGCCAUUGACUUGUACAUGGGUCGGUGGGACCGAUCUGAAUAUUGAGGAUGAAGCUGGCGGCGAAGGUGUGGUGGUGAUGCUGGGUCUUAAAAGCAGGAUUCGCUUGAUCAGGGUGUCCGAGCAUGCACAACCUAGAAGCCUUAAAACUAUUGAAUACGGGGGCUGUCUGAUUUCUGUCCGUCGCGAUGCCUUCUCCUGCGCAGCCGACUCGCAUUCUUAUGCCCUCCUGGAUGUUGAGCACCAACAGAAGAUUGGCCUGUUCCCGAUAUCAUCUUUGGAUCCCGAAGCUGGUCACGUUGGCGGAGCAGCUGAGGAUAUAACUACCACUGCUCAUGCCCCAUCGCGGAGCACUUCUUCAGCGAGUGUGCAUCCGCGCGGACCCGGUCCUGAAGAGCACCGGGGACAUGGACGUAGCUCUAGUCUGGGAAUCUUUGGAAACACAGGUCCCGUUUCUCGAACCGAGAGCCCAAGACCGUCUCGACAACGUUAUGGGUUUGAUGUGCCAGAAUCAUUAUCUAGGACGAUUUCGCCUGCUCCUGGAACUCCUGGGCGAUCUCCCGAAAGACUUGGCCGUCCAUCAAGUACAACCAGGCGAACCAGUCCCUCGCCGGAGAAGCCGCUUCCCCCGCCGCCAGUGUCUCAGGAGAGCACCGAGCCGCAAGUGCAAGUCCAGGUACAAGAAUUUGUUCCUCUCAAGCCGCACGUUGCAUCGCCGUGUCCGACAGAGUUCUUACUUACUGUGGGUACCACGCCGGCGGAACCGGGAGUCGGCAUGUUUGUCAACUUAGACGGUGACAUGUGUAGAGGAAGCAUUCAAUUUGCGAGUUACCCCGAUGCCAUCGUUGUAGAUGGUUCCGGGAUUGAUUUAUCCGCCUCGAUAAGUCCUGACUUUGAUGCCGAAGAAGGGUACGUUCUGGCUGCAGUACGCAACCUUUCGAAUGAUAACACCGAGUACGGUAUCGAGAUUCAACGCUGGGACGUAGAUCCUGGCGAAGGCGAGGCAUCGAAGGAGUGGCUCGAUCUGACCCCUCUUGGAGAAGCUCUGUCGCAGGAGGGUGGACAACGUGCCAAGGCACCACUGGGUCUCCGGACGGUCGUAGAAAAAAGCGACCUGAUCUUCUCGGAAAUUGGCGAGAAGCUUACAGUUAAACGUCUGAAAAUUUCAUCAGAUGCGCAAGAAGGCCGAGACACUACAGACCAUCACCCUCAAGCCAAGCUGGAGAAGGAAGACCUCGAAUUCGCGGAACGACUAUCUAAACUACAAACCCGUACAAUCCUAUGGACCGGUGAUCAAAUAAGCUGGGUUGUGCGCAAUCCACUCGUUACUCGCCUUGAUGCCCGUCUAGAAUAUGCUCAGACUACACCGACUGGGGACGGAGAACGGAUCCAACCAACUCGCAGCACCAUUGAGCAAGUUCUAGGUGAUGUUCGCGACCAAGAGCCUCGUAAUGAGUCCGAGUACCUUGGUCUUAUAUACAUUCGGCAGAAAGCAUCUCUGCUUCUUUUCAUGGACCUUAUACUCCGCAGUAACACUAAUAUCAUCAUCUUCGAGAGCGAGAAGCGCAUUACCGAACAAGCGCUGAUAGAGGGAGAAAUCGAUCCCCGAGUAGUUCUUUCUCUCUUGCCCAUUCUGAAUCAGGAAGUUGUGCAAGGGCCAGAAGGCAUACAGAUCUCUGGUGGAAUCACAUCACUAGUUGAGGAAUUCUCGCAGCAAAAUGAAAUAGCUGCAAUGCCUGCAUCCGUCAAUGGGCCAUUUGGCGAUAAUUUGCUUCGACUCGUUAAAACGUACUUGCAGUUCUGGAGAAGACGUAAGGGUAUGGCAAGUGUCACUAACGACCCAUACGUCUUCCAAACGAUCGACGCUGCCUAUCUUCACAUUUUGCUGUUGCUUGAUCAGAACAGUUCGAAGGGGCCUGCAGCCAGUGGGUCUGGUUCCGUCCGGGACGAGCUCAACAAAUUCGUUGACGGCGAAGUCGAAUGCUUUGAUCGAGCAGUAACCCUGCUUGAGAAGUUCAAACGAUUAUACGUGCUUAGUCGUUUCUACCAAUGCAACAGUAAGUCAUCAGCGAAAGCUUCCAAUGUUCUGUCGGUAUGGCAGCGCAUUCUCGAAGGCGAGGCCGACGAGGGAGGUGAGUUCGUCAAUGGCGAAGUCAGGGUACGAGAAUAUCUCUCCAAAAUUCGAGAUCAAUCUCUUGUCGAGGAAUACGGUUCGUGGCUGGCGAACCGCAACCCUAAGUUGGGCGUGCAAGUCUUUGCAGACGAUUCAAGUAGAGUGAAGUUUGAUCCGGCACGCGCGGUUCCUCUUCUCCGCGAAAAGGCGCCAGGUGCUGUCAAAGAGUACCUAGAGUAUCUCGUCUUUGGCCAAAAGCACACUCAAUACGUCAACGAACUCAUCUCAUUCUACCUGGACAUCGUCAUCGACGAGCUCGAAAGCUCAUCCGAGUCGCGUGACAUUCUCCUUCAAACCUACGAAACCUACCGAAUCCUUCAACCUCCCAAGCCCACUUAUCGACAAUUUAUCACCGACAACGCACUCGGCACAGAAUGGUGGAACUCUCGACUCCGCCUCCUCCAACUCCUGGGCAGCAACCAGCCCGCCACCUCCUCCUACGACGUCCCCUUAAUCCUCUCUCGACUCGAGCCGUACAGUAAGGAACUCGUCCCAGAAAUGAUCAUCCUGAGCGGCAGACAAGGCCGCCACCAAGAAGCCAUUCGUCUGCUGACCCACGGCCUCGGCGACUACGACACCGCCAUCUCCUACUGCCUCCUCGGCGGAUCAAGCAUCUACCGUCCCGAAGGCUCAGGCUACAUCCCCGCGAACGAGAUCCCCAGCCGCGAGGAGCAAGCCGUCUUGCUCCACCACCUCCUACAGGAAACCCUGCGUCUCGACGAUCUCGCACAGCGCGUCGCGAGGACGGGCGAAUUGCUCGAGCGGUUCGGCGGCUGGUUCGACGUGAUAGAGGUGCUUGAGAUCAUCCCGAAUGAAUGGAGCGUGGAUGUGUUGGGUGCUUUCCUGAUUAGUAGUCUUAGGUUGCUGGUUAAAGAGCGUGCGGAGACGGGCAUAGCGAAGGCGUUGAACGGCGCGAGGAAUCUGCAAAUAAGCGUCGAUCUCGCGGAUAAGAUAGAAGAGGCGGGGCCGACUAUUGAGCGUGUCGAAUAGAUCUAUAUAUGAUAACAUUUGUUGAUAUGAAGGAUGC